AUCCGCGCACGUCUUCUCUCCCAGCGCUGCAAACAGCCGUGCGGCGCUCGAGGCGAGCGCGCGACGUCUGAUGAGCCGGCCGUCGCGGCAGUUAUUCUUCCCAGGCGCUCCCUCGUCGUCGUUCGUCGAUGCCCACCGGUAGACGACACAGCGACCAUACGACUCGAGCUCUUCGUCGCAGACAUCGGGAAACCUUGGAAGGAUUAGGGCAUCCUCUUCGCCAUCUCUGUGGAACAUCUCCGUCGGGACAUCCCUGGAGGAUACUUACUGGAGUUGGGCAACGCUGCGACACCAUCAGUGCAGCUGCGCGGCGGGGGCAGUCACAGGUGUUACACUGAGCGUCUAAGCGAAGUCACCGAGCACUACGCUGAUCGCCUACUGCCCAGGUCGGUCGAUGAUUUCGAAGUGUUGCGAGCUCAUCCUAACCUUUUAAUCCAAGAGGAUACGAGAACUCGGCGGCAUCUCGACGACGACGGAUUGUGAGUGGCGCACCCGCAGAAUUCGCGAAAAGCAUCGAAACUCUGUUCGACAUCGACGAGACGUCGAGUUUGUGACUUCCACAUUUUUCGGGUUUCGUUCGUUGGACUGAUCGGUUUGAAACGAAAUGACGUAACUGUGGAUGUGCGCAGUUUGUGUGUGGAAGUGCAUGAGAACUGAAUGAUGGGCGUUUCGCUAUUUACGUCACGCAUGGCGCGCUACGGAAGAAAUCUCUCUAGCCCAUGCUUAGUUGCGUGCUAACGGGUGAUUUGAGAGUGAUUCGUCUACAGCGCACUUAUUCAGUUAUCUGUGAACAACGCAUUUCCAUUCGCAAACAACACUCGCCGGAGCUGCAGACGAAUGAGAUGUGCUGUUCCACUUAAACAAGAUUUUUGAUAAAAAAGAAAUCGUCUGAGUUGGUGGUUUACCAAAUGAUCUGCUUAAACACCACCACGUUUUUUAAGCGAUAACGAAGUUUAUUUCAUGAUAAUUCAGAACAAAGUUCACGCUUACACAUUCAAGGUGGCAGGUCAGGGUAUUGCUUCUACACCUGACGGCUUUUUUUCUGUUGUGCCACGAUUCUGCCAGUUGUGCAAGAACAAUAUCGCCUCGUUCUAAUAAGGAUAAACAUAGUCCAGGUUUUGCUGAAAGACAAGCUGAUUCAUUCAUCACGACAAGUUAUCACCGGCCUGUGUUAUCAACGGUAUAAGCCACACCUGCUCUACGUAAAAUAAUUCCCAAGAUUGUCGUUCAUCGCCCUCGUACGGAAUCUUCUACAUCGUCGAGUUCACUGUAGCACCACUCUUGGCAAAUUGUAUUUCUCGAGAAACAGGGAAAAGUGAUCUACAAAUCCUUGUGCUUUGUUGCUAGCUACACGGGUGUCAUCACGUGAAAGGACGUUCCAACCGUCUGCGUGGGAAUAUCGCCGAAGUCACAGAUCCACCCAGGUAACGCACGGUCCAGAUGGCAAGUUUCAAGUCAACAUCGUCCGCUCGAGCACAGCGAUCGCCCUUGGUCGCGUUGGCGCUGUCGCUGUGGCUGCAGUGGUUCGCCAGCGUGGCCUGUGCCGACGACCCGAGUCCCGCCAUCUAUCCUGGCCAGGCGAACAUCGCGCUGAUGAUGCCGCUGCGAACCGCGGUCAGAAACGGCACCAGCGACGCCGCGGCGGGAUCUGGCGGUGACGGCGCGUGCGGCUCCCUGGACCCGCGCCGGGUGCGGCUCGCCCUGGCCGGAGUCUGGGCGGCACAGCAAGCGAACUUCAGGAAGGCCCCGUCUGACUUCAACCUGGGCGUCUACCUGUACGACACCUGCGGGAGCGACAACGUGGCCCUGCGACAGAGCGUGCGCGUCAUCCACCAGGCGGGACACGUGCGCUCCAUGGCCUGCCCCACCACGAGGGUACCGCCCGUGUUCGGUGCCAUACUGCAGGGCGAACUGGAUGCCGUCGAGACGGCGGCCAAGACGCUCGCCUCCUUCUCCAUACCCGCGGUGGCCGCCAGGGACGUUCCAGCCGACAGCGUCCGCAGGCUGCGCAACCUCUACAGCACCGCGCCGGCGGCCACUUCGCUCGCAAGGGCCUUGGCGAGCACACUGCGCCGGCUGGGCUGGUCGUACGUGGCCGUGAUGUCAACGGCGGAGGACAGGCCCCGCGAGCUGUCGCGGGCUUUCCUGCGCGUGGCCCGCGACAUGGCCAUCGACAUCAUGAACGCCGACGCUCCCGGGGGCUUCUCCUACCAGCAGGUGCAGGAGGCGCUGGGCUCCACGAGGCAGCUCGUCCAGAGUGGCUGCCGAGCGGCUGCACUGUUCGUGACCCCCGCCGAGGCCAAGGCGUUCCUGGUGAGCUACGAGCCUGACCCUGACGCCGCCUUCUCCUGGGUCCUGGUGACGCCCGGAGACGUGACGGCCUCGCUGGGCGGGUUCCUGACUACGCACAAGCUGCGGCGCCUGCGUCACGUGCUCUUCGCGGCUCCCGACGAUGCGCAGCGCCCGUCCGAGUACGGCGACUACCUGCGCGAUCUGAUGGACAGGGACGGGUCGGCGCCGCUGCUCCAGGAGCUGCGCAAGACGUACUCCAGGAACGACGUGGUCCGGCGCUGGGACGAAGAGGUGAGCGACAGCGCGGACGCGGUGGCCGUCAUCCGCGCCGUGUGGGCCAUGGGCGCCGCCCUUCGCGCCGUGCAGCGGGUGCAGUGCGGCCGCGGCACCGACUGCCUGUUCGGCGGCCGCCAGGGACUCAGCGCGUCCGUGCUCGAGGCGCUCGACUCGCUCAACUUCAACAUGGCCGGCGCCGGAGUCGCUUCGCUCAGCGACACGCCGCUCAAGUUCUCGCACGAGAGGCACGUGGCCACGCUCAAGUACGCCGUCAAGGCCGUCUCCACCAAUGGCGAAGUGCUGCAGAUAUCCGGUUACACGGACGAUACUGGCCUGGAAGUGGACGAUGUCCUGGUGCCGACCCGAGGCCCCGUUAUACGAGGAUCCGCUGUGGAAGCCGGCAAAACCAGCGUCAAGCCUGGCACCAGGCAGCGCUCGUCCAACCUACGCUCCAGCAACCUGGAGAUCCAGAACGAGGGCGAACCUCAGCAGCUGGGCGACGACGCCACCAGCUCGCCACCGCUCUCGCAGACGGCCUCGGACGAGGACUACGGAGCGCUGGCCGAGAAGGCGUCCACGUCGUCCGGAGCCGUGCGACUGACCAAGCCCAAGCUCUACACCAUAUGGAUGGCGAAGCCCUGGACGCUGGCCGUCGUCAUCAUGUCUGGCAUCGGGAUUCUUCUCAGUGCCUACGUCGCGGUCUUCCUCCUGAUGAAGCUUUGCGAGGGCGUCGUGCGCAAGGGCCACCAAUUGACGUCACUCCUGCUGCUCCUCUCGGUCGUCAGCCUCUUCUUGUCGGCGCUUCUGUUUACCUUCCGGCCUAGGCCCCGCCUGUGCGCCAUCCAGCAGUUGGCACACCACAUCAGCUACGCGUUCGCGUUCGGCGCGCUGCUCCUCAAGGGAAUGCACUUGAACACCAUGCAAAGCACUGGACUCGGGGGCCGCGCCAGCGGUCUCAACCAGCUGCUCACCAUAUGCUUCCUCGUAGCCGUCCAGCUGGCGCUCGAGGCGCAGGCCUGGAUGCUCUCUCCGCCUCGCUGGUGCCGGCUAAACCAGGCGCGGUUCCUGCUGCACCAGGCCUACCCGUGCGUGGUGCUGGCCCUCGCCGUGCUGAUGGCCUUCCGGACGCGCAACUGUUCUUAUCACCGACGCGACGCCAGAAGCCUUUUGUGCACCAGUCUCCUGGCGGUGCCGAUCCUCGCGGCGGGACACACGGCGUUCCUGCUGUUGGGGCCCGGAGAACAUCAGAUAGCGGCGCUCAGUUUUGCGCUCAUCGCCACGGGGUUUCUGAUUCUCGUAGGCAUCUUCGCUCCGUACCUCAGGGCCCUGCACAAACGAGGUGGCUACGGCCACAAGCCGCUCAGCUACUCGGACUCGUCGGCGUCCGCCUUCACCACCUUCCAGCACCACCAUAAGGACAGUGGGUCCACGAUGCCCGAGUGCUGCUACGUUCGCGGAGGCCGAGCAGUCACCAUCGUGCACCAGUCCAACAGAAACGGCGCAGGGCCGUCUCAUCACGUCAGGAACCCGCUCUACAUUCCGGGGUCUGCUUACCCCUAGGCGCCGGGAACUUCGAAACGGUCGUGCGACCGGCACGCCGCAGGCAGAAAGGACUGCGCGAAGCGCGCUCUCAGGGCUCAAGCCGAGCCUGUGACUGUCCUUCAUUUUUUGUGGAGAGACAUGCGGUUCGACAUCCCACCUCUCUCGACGGGUUUAAAUAGCCGUGAACUGUGAGAACGCAAGGCUCUAUACCUUUGUCAGUGAGCGACAUCUUUGCCGGCUUUGAAAGCGCUGCUCACCUCUUUGAGGACAACGUGUUCCUGUGGCAGACUGUGACCGUGUCGCAUGAUUUCUCAUAUGUGCCCACGUCUAAGGCUGGGUUAAGGGAGAGCCACAGGUGCUGCAGCCCCGGACCUCAACCCCUGAGAUUAGGCGUAAGGGGGCCACGUGUAUCACGAUGUGCGAGAACGAGGCCCCUAUAGUCGCCAUUGAUCCACCCAUCCGCCUCUGUAAGGAGCUGUGAAGACUAUAGCGAAAAGCUUUCUUUCCUUUCUUCUUCUUUUUCUUUUUUUCUUGUUUUGUUUUCUUCUUCCAAGAUUAUUUUUCGUUAUGCGUGCUGGCGCUAACCAGUGAGAUGAGUGCAUCUUUGUGCCUAAACGCUGUGCCUUCGAACGUGGAGUGAACGAGACAUCGCUAUAGAAUACUUUCCGCGUUAUGUUACAGGUACUCCGGAUGCGCAUUUAGGCAUAGACAAUGUUUUACUUCGUAAGGCGCUAACGUAUGUUUUCGCGAACACUGUUGACAGAGCGUGUCGACAACAUUUGUGCGCGAAGGCAUGCGGUGUAGGAAGUAAUUCUUUGUGUCAUAGAACAUCCUAUGUAUAGACCCCAGUGCAGCUGCAUACAGCGCGAUAACGGUGCGUCCAGAAGUGCAUUUGCGCUGUGUGCUGUAGGCUAAUGGUUCGAGAUAAAUUACUUUUGCGCACGCGUCGUCAGACAAGUUCGUGCUUUUCGCUACGCAACUGACUCGUACUGCUCCCGUUUAACAGCUGUACCGCCCAACGCGAGGCGAGCCUGAGCAGUCACGAAGGUGCAAGCCCGGGACAUGUCUUAUCGCCUGGCGUGACAGAUGAAUCAUCGCUCACUGCAGCGGCUGACUUAAUAAAGCUGAUAAUGCUGAUGAUGAUAAUCAAAUUCCCCUUAGAAACAUGGCGGUGGCAUGUAUCACUAUCUUCCAGAACACUAUUUAAAUUGUUGUUCAACUUUAAUGUCAUAUUUCCACUCCUCUAGUCUAUAAUAAGCGCAAGACCAUGCACCAGUUCUUAUUCGACGUUACUUUGAAAGAUUGGUGGAUAUAAGUGGAGAAGAAUCAGACUUCUCUUGUUAAUGUUGAACGAGCUGAUUUUUUUACCAUCUCAUUGCCGUCUUUAAUUUCUAAGGCUUCGUGGAGAGUGAUGACAUUUUUAAUCCAAAUCAAAGACGGCGUCGAAGAGAGGUACGA
Molecule: messenger RNA, 5568 nt
Organism: Dermacentor andersoni
Lineage: Eukaryota; Metazoa; Arthropoda; Arachnida; Ixodida; Ixodidae
Product: metabotropic glutamate receptor 3-like
Biological process (GO): G protein-coupled receptor signaling pathway
Cellular component (GO): membrane
Molecular function (GO): G protein-coupled receptor activity
Source: RefSeq, a predicted model, not a curated record